CACCCGUUGUUAUAAAUACCGAACGGGGAGAGAGGCGGAGGCCUCGUCUUCGUAGAUCCCGCGCGAUAGAGGAAUCGAAAGCAUUCGGAAGAACGAUUUCAUUCGCUAACGGUGAUGAAGGGAGACAAUGACAUGGUGUUCAUGGCGGCAGAGGUGACAGUGGAGAAGAAAUCCAGGUUUCGGAGGAUAUGCGUGUUCUGCGGGAGUCAGUGCGGGAAGAAGACUAGCUACCAGGAGGCCGCCAUCGAGCUCGGCAAGGAACUGGUGAACAGUGGAAUCGAUCUGGUGUACGGAGGAGGGAGCAUUGGGUUGAUGGGCCUCGUUUCUCACGCAGUUCAUGAUGGGGGACGCCAUGUCUUGGGGGUUAUUCCGAAAUCCUUGAUGCAGAAGGAGCUUACUGGUGGAACAGUUGGAGAAGUUAGAGCUGUAUCAGACAUGCAUGAAAGGAAAGCUGAGAUGGCUCGCCAGGCAGAUGCCUUCAUUGCUUUGCCUGGUGGAUAUGGGACACUCGAGGAACUACUUGAGGUCAUUACAUGGGCUCAGCUUGGAAUCCACAAGAAGCCGGUUGGACUGCUGAAUGUUGAUGGCUUUUACAAUUCAUUGUUAUCAUUCAUUGAUAUGGCUGUCGAGGAAGGGUUCAUAUCACAAGCUGCUCGCCACAUCAUUAUAUCUGCCCAUUCAGCCAAGGAGCUGAUGAGGAAACUUGAGGAAUAUGUACCUGAGUACGAAUCGACGGUGGUAUGGGAUACCGAACAGAAGGCACUGAGCUUUGUGCCGGAACUGGAGUCCAGUAUUGCAUCCUAAUCUCCCUUCGGCGCCGGCCGCUUGGCUUUCCUCCCUU
Musa acuminata AAA Group (dessert banana) is the source of this 841-nucleotide messenger RNA. Its product is annotated as cytokinin riboside 5'-monophosphate phosphoribohydrolase LOG7-like. The coding region runs from base 115 to 804 and encodes 229 amino acids. Gene Ontology annotation, cellular component: cytosol. The record is from RefSeq and is a predicted model, not a curated record. Gene Ontology annotation, biological process: cytokinin biosynthetic process. Lineage: Eukaryota; Viridiplantae; Streptophyta; Magnoliopsida; Zingiberales; Musaceae. The transcript has 7 exons. Gene Ontology annotation, molecular function: hydrolase activity, hydrolyzing N-glycosyl compounds.